UAGUCCUAUAUGGAUGAGUGAUCUUGAAUGUACCGGACAAGAGGAUAAUCCAUUCACUUGUUCACAAAAAGUAAUGAAACAUCAUACAAACUGUGAUCAUAAUCAAGAUGUGGCCAUUAGGUGUUCCAAGGCUGCUCGUUUGAUUGGUGGUAAUGAUAACAGUGGACGUCUGGAGGUGUAUCAUGAGGGGAAAUGGGGCUCUGCAUGUAGUCACAAGUUUGGAUAUCCUGAGGCUAAUGUAGCUUGUCGUAUGAUGGGUUACUCUAGUGCUGUACAAGUAUUUACUAAUGAAGAGAGUGCAUAUGAUGAUGAUACAGUUGAUAAUAAGAUAGUUGUAUCACAGUUAAAAUGUGAUGGAACAGAGAAUCAUCUCUCUGACUGUGACUAUAUUCCUUUUGCUACAGAUUGCCCAGAAGGAAAGGCUGUUCAUUUGGAAUGCAAAUACUGAUAUCUUUUUAGGCCAGAGAAGUAAAAGAUAGCAAAAUAUUGUAGUGCAUUGAACGAUAACUCAUAGCAAUAUUGAUUAAUUACAUUAGUAAAAGUUACUUUAAUUUAUUAGUAUUAUAAUUAAUAUGGCACUGGCCCAAUCAAUGGUA
Molecule: messenger RNA, 596 nt
Organism: Amphimedon queenslandica
Lineage: Eukaryota; Metazoa; Porifera; Demospongiae; Haplosclerida; Niphatidae
Product: lysyl oxidase homolog 2-like
Exons: 3
Coding region: 14-448 (144 amino acids)
Cellular component (GO): membrane
Source: RefSeq, a predicted model, not a curated record